UUAUGGUUAGUGGUUAAUGCUGUCACAGAGGUUGCUAGGUUAGUCAACUUAACUGUUAAGCUAGCUUGAGGUAAGUUUAAAGUGUCCACAGAGACAGUUCACUGUCAGGAAGUUAAUAACAAAACUCGAUGAACACUUCCAACCAGAUGGAGGCUUCUCUGGGAUCUCUGCAGAAUCCUGAUCUCAGCUCCGUCCUGUCAUCCUGUGAGCCAGAGCUGCAGGAGCUGAUGCGCCAGAUUGACAUAAUGAUCAAUCAUCAGAAGAGGGAGUGGGAGGCUGACAUCCAGGCCCUGGGGCUCAGGCUGAAGAGCAGAGAAGAGGAGCUGUUUACUUCCAGGAGUCUCAUUGAGAGGAGGGAGCUGGAGAUCGGGCUGCUCCGCAAACAGGUAGAAGACGUCCAGACCGAUCGACAAGAGUUAGUCGCCAAGUAUGAACAACAACUGAAGAAAGUCCGUGAAGAGUUAGAUAAAUUAAAGAGAAGUUACCACAAGCUGCAGCGCAAACAGCUCAAGGAGUCCAGUGGAGGAGCCAAAGACACAGACCUUUCAGAGGUGACCCAGCUGCAGGAAAAACUCCAGGAAUAUCACCAGCGCUCUGCAGAGUGGGAGCAGCAACACAUCCAGCACCAGAAACAGCUGACAGCACUGGAGGCCCAGAAUAAGAGCCUGACCGACGAGCUCACACACGUGAAAUCCCAGUGGGCGUCGGGGCGAAGAGAGAGGGAGCACAGGGAGUGCUGUUCAGAGGCGCAGAGUCUGCGCACUCAGCUGGAGAAGACGCAGAGCAGCCUGCACUCACACGAGCUCGAACUGGAGCGACUCCGACCGCUGGAGAUGUGUCUGGGACAGUACCAGAGAGAGCAGCAGGUGUUUUCAGAGGAGCGGGAGGAACUUCACGCCACGCUGGACUCUCAGGACUCAUUUGUGCGAAGAACCAGUUUGGAACGUCAGAGACUUCGUAACGAGGCUGCGAGACUCAACCGAGUCCUGGAAGCUAAAGAUCAAGUCAUUCGCUCUCUGGAGGACUGUGUCGCGGCGCAGGGCUGCACUGGUGUCCAAACCCUGAGGCAAGAUCUGGAGAGAACUGCAACCAAGCUUCACUGUGCCCAAGGGUGUGAGGUUCAUCUCAAGGCCGAACUGGCCUGUCUCAAAGAGAGGCUGGAUACGGUGACCCGACAGAGAGCUGACCACUCAAAGACAGAGCAGGAUCUGAGAAGCGUAAAAGCCGAGUACGACUCCUCUGUUGCUGAGAUGAAAAAGCUCAGAGAAGAGCUCCAAAGGGCCCAGCAGACUCACAGUGGUGAGGUGGAGGGGAUGAGGAAGGAGGUGUCAAAGCUGACCAGUGAGCUGCACCAGCGCGACCUCGCCAUCGCCUCGCUGAGCGGCUCCUCGUCCGGCAUCAAGCAGCAGCUUCGUGGCGAGGUGGAGCGAGCAGAGCAGAAGGCAGCGGAGCUUAAAAUGACUCAGGCGCAGCUGGAGACUCAACAGACUGAGAACCACCGUCUGAGGGGUCUGCUGCAGAGACUGGAGUCUCAGUCACCCACGAGGGGGGAGUCCUCGCUUGCAUCCCUGAGGGAGAGCUAUGUGUCCAACCUGAGCAGCCUGGAGCAAGAGAAUCAACAUCUGAGGCAGGCGCUCAGUGAGAUGCAGGCCCAGGUUGAGGGGUCCAGCCAGGAUAAAUAUGAACGAGCCCUGCUCUGCCACGGCAUAACUGACCGACCGCAGCCUGCUCAGGACAGGAAUGAAAAUACCAGACGUCACAAAUACCGGGAGGAGAUGAAGGCCUCAAAGGCUAAGCUGCAGGACAACACCACCUGCUAUGAGGGACAGAUCCAGAGGCUCUUUAAAGAGCUGCACACCCUGUCCCAGUCCCCCACAGACCAGCCCUGCAGCCAGGCCCAAGACAGCAGGACUCAUUCAUCAGCAUCCUCCGCCUCCUCUUCCUCCUCCAGCAGCAAGAGACGCACCAGGAGAAACUCGGUGCCGACCUUAGGCUCGAAUGAAUCUGCUGCUGAGGGACAAAGCUCCUGCUCCGAAGACUCUCUGAGUCUCGUGUCCAGAGAAAAAACCGUUCCCUCGACCUCUCCACAGGAGCGUUCGGUAUCGGUGUCACCUGCAGACAGCAUGGUCUCUCGCUUCGUAGAGGAGGAGGUGCUGCGGACCGAGGAGCUGUUCCAGAGACUGGACACCCACAUCGAGAGCUUGAGGGAGAGCAACGUCAGGACCGUGUCCAAGUACCUGCCCAGCGGCUCAGAGCCUGAGUCUGCCCAGACGUCUGUACAGACUGGUCAGUGAUUGAGUGAGGUGGAAUAAAUAUGAACAAAGUGCAUUGAGUAGCAUGUUGCAUUUCUGACAACGUAUUUGUCCUGCACAGCUGAUUAGCUCAGCUUUCUCUGGAUAUGUGUCUGUGUGCAGCCAUAACGAAUUCAAACAGUUUGCCUGUAUGUGCAGUAGUUUAACUGUAAACAUACUGAAGAUGCCAGACGUGUUUGCUCUUGUGCCGAAGAUAUUUUAUGUUACGCUGCGAUCCAUUCCAGCCUGUGCGAGCGCCGAUGUCUGAGUGUUGCACCGUGGGAAAAAAAACAAAAACGAGAUGCUUUCUAUUGGAGCUAACGUUUACAUUUGGUGACAGGUUUCCCGAUCAGCUCGGGGUUGAAAUCUAUCUGGACUUUUAAUAGAUUAAAAUGGCCACUUUUUCUCGUUGGAAGCUGCACAUUCCAAUUUUUCAAGUUGCCCGAAAUGCAUUAUUAAUGUUCGCUUUGCAUUAAAACACCCAGAGAAAGGAAUGUUCCCAUGUGCCAAAGCGGCGUCCGUCCUCCCUGCGAUAACUGUCUGUGAUAACUGAGGAAAUACCACAUAUGUACACGUCUGUCCAGACGUCUCAGACAGCAGGGAGGGAGAGGAGGCAGCUCG
Molecule: messenger RNA, 2912 nt
Organism: Seriola dumerili (greater amberjack)
Lineage: Eukaryota; Metazoa; Chordata; Actinopteri; Carangiformes; Carangidae
Gene: cep63
Product: centrosomal protein 63
Exons: 14
Coding region: 129-2294 (721 amino acids)
Biological process (GO): de novo centriole assembly involved in multi-ciliated epithelial cell differentiation; centriole replication
Cellular component (GO): centriole
Source: RefSeq, a predicted model, not a curated record